Messenger RNA from Owenia fusiformis, 1753 nucleotides. The record is from the annotation of a GenBank genome assembly. Lineage: Eukaryota; Metazoa; Annelida; Polychaeta; Sabellida; Oweniidae.
AUGGCAGCUAUGGGAACGUGUGGCGACUAUGACAACCGAUUCAGACCAUGGUAUGUUGAAUCCGCCACACCCGAACCAAAGGAUGUUGUUAUAGUUAUAGAUAAAUCGGAAUCAAUGGCUACAGUAGUGCCACAUGGUCGGUCUAUGUCGAGAUUAGAUGUUGCUAAAGAUGCUGCAAAGUCUGUCCUCGAUACACUUAACCCUCUCGAUAGAGUUGCAGUUGUUGGGUUUUCUGGAAAGGCAUACGUGGCUCCUGGAGAUCAUACGAAAAGCUCAUGCUUUGGCCAUCAACUGGCUCUAGCAAUUCCACAAAACAUGGCAAUUCUUAAAAAGAAUAUUGACGGUUUCCAUGCCUCUGGUAGUACAAACUAUGCCAAUGCACUAGAAAAUGCUUUCUCGCUGUUUAGAAGUAGUGCUGAUUUGGAGUACAAUUUAGCAAAAAACAGAAGCAAAGCCAUUCUUUUUCUUACGGACGGGAUACCAACUGAUACUAUGAUAGAAAAUGUAUACAGAACAAUUGAAACUGGGAAUGCAAAGUUGCGAAAUAAAGUUGUGAUACUUACAUACGGUAUAGGUGGAGCGGCUGCACUUGAUGAUGCUAUUUUAUUAAAGAUGGCUAAAAUGACAUCAUUAAAUGGUAGGGUUGGUGAAUAUACAAGUGUGGGUGAUAUAAAAAAUCUCCGACACGAUAUGUCCUCAUAUUAUAACUUCUUCAGCAACGUUGAGUACGACCAUCCUAUAAUCUCAACCCCAUAUAUGGAUGCAUGGGGAUUAGGAAUGGUUACGUCGAUAUGUCUACCUCUCCAUUAUAAAGCGAAAUUUAAGGGAGUAGUUUGUGUAGAUAUGACAAUGGAAGACUUAACGGAAGAUGCAACGUAUUUUACGGAAGGGGAAGGAUCGUAUACAUUUAUCAUUGAUAAGGAAGAGCGUACCAUGGUUCAUCCAUUACUCCCAAAACCAUAUUUGAUCGAGGACGAUCCUAUUUUUGUUCCUGUGCAUAAUAUUGAACAUUGGUCCGAGGUUGAAAGCAUUAUUACAUCCAUGACUAGUGGAGGGAAUGGCAGGAAAACUGUGACAGCACAACAAGUUUUUUCUAGGGGUGCAGCAUCUAUGGAAGGAGUGUACACUCGGACUAUCACAUCUACGUAUGGUUGGACUCCGAUUAAAGGAACAAAACUGUCCCUCUGUAUGGUGAUCCCUAAUGACGAUGUUGUAUAUGAUAUUGCUAAGAGAGAACCUUUAGAUGAAUUUUACUAUCACCGUAUCGAUAUGAACAAUAUUGCCAAAUGUAAACAUUUUGAUAAAGCCCCUGUAAUUAAAGACAUGUCGACAGUUUUCUUCGCAGCAAGAACAUUUCAAGACCCCUAUAGUUUCCUUGGCAACGUGGAAACAUCCAACAACAUAGAGCGAUACGUUGGUUAUAUGAAGAGUACAGGGAAUAAUCCUGGAUUCAAGGCUGAUAUUCGUGAUACUGUUUCCGCCAUGAGAUUUAUUGAUGAUGUUUGGCGUAUGGACGAGAGUGUUCUUUGGGUAUAUAUUGGAACAGAAAAUGGCAUUUUUAAGAUGUUCCCUGGAAGUUAUAUGCAGAGGUCGUACGAUCCUACCGAGAGGCCAUGGUAUUUGAGGGCAAUUGCAAACAAAGGAAAGAUGGUGUUGUCGGCAUACGAAGAUGCUCUUGGACUCGGUUAUGUUGUGACCAUGAGUCAUACAUUGCAUAAAGGGAGCGAUUCUAGUUCGAGUGUUGAUCGACCUG